AUGCUGAGGAUGCUGAGGAUCAUGCGACUCAUGGACAGCCCGAUACAUGCUACCGCCCACUGCCCCUUUACAGCAUCAGACUAUCUUGUAGGCGCCCCACGAGCCACGAGCACGUUUGCCAUCUAUUUGAUCCAAGAUAAUGAGCCUCUCCAGAUCAUGUCGCGAAGAACGCAUAAUGUGACCGAAGAAGCUGCGGGCACGUUCUUGACAUAUGCG
Iphiclides podalirius (scarce swallowtail) is the source of this 216-nucleotide messenger RNA. The record is from the annotation of a GenBank genome assembly. Lineage: Eukaryota; Metazoa; Arthropoda; Insecta; Lepidoptera; Papilionidae.